AUGGCCUUCUUUUCAGGAACGCACGCUUCGGCGGCUCUACUCUGGCUUCUAGCAUCCACUAGCACGGCACAAAGCCCCUCAAAGUCGGGAUACGAAUACGCUGAUCCGCUCAUUGGAACAAUCAAUGGAGGCCAUGUGUUUCCUGGCGCAACGCUCCCGUUUGGAAUGGCGAAAGCCGGGCCUGACGUGAUAGGAGAAAAUCAAGGAGGAUUCUCGUCAAACGACAGUGAACCAAUCUAUGGUUUUUCCCAUAUGCACGACUCUGGCACCGGUGGAUCACCGUCGCUUGGCAACUUCCCCAUCUUUUCACAGGCAGGAUGCCUCAACGACAAUAUUGAUGGAUGCCAAUACAUGAAGGUUUCGCGAGCCAAGCUUCGUAAACAGGGAAGUGUAAAUGCCAAGCCUGGAUACUUUGACAUCACGUUGGUCGACAAUAUCAGAACCGAGAGUACCGUAACAAAUCGUACAGCUCUGUACCGUAUGACGUUUCCGGAUACACUCGCGACGCCGAACACGCCGCUGAGCCCGCAUAUCUUGGUCGAGCUCACAGAUCUACCAAACUCGCGGAGUGAUGGAAAUGUCACGGUUGAUCCCAAGACUGGGCGCAUGACUGGUACCGGAGUCUUUUCACCGUCGUUUGGCAUUGGUACAUAUCGCUCAUUCUUCUGUAUCGAUUUCAAGGGCGCGAACGUCAGGCGCUCGGGUGUCUGGUCCAACACCAGGGCAACAACCAAAAAAUCGACUCUAAAGAUGCAACUAGAUGAUGUCCGACAGUCGACAGGCAACCGCCCAGGAGGUGGAUGGGUGCAGUUUGAGAAGCCUGAGCAGAACAACCAGAUGUUUGCCAGGGUGGGUGUGAGCCUGGUCAGCGAAGACCAGGCCUGUGCGAAUGCUGAGCGUGAGAUACCUUCGUUUGAUUUUGACGGCGUUGUGAAAGCCGCCGAGACUGCGUGGCGCUCCAAGUUCGAUGUGAUCACGGUCGAGAGUGGAGGUGUAGACGAGAGUUUUCUGACGUCGUUCUGGAGUGGUGUAUACCGCUCGAUGAUCAGUCCGCAAGACUAUACUGGCGAAAACCCCCUCUGGAAAUCUGAUGAGCCAUACUACGACUCUUACUACUGCAUCUGGGACAGUUUUAGGUCGAUCCAUCCUCUACUCACAUUGCUGGAUCCGCACAGCCAGACACAAAUGAUCAGGAGCUUAGUCGACAUCUACCGCCAUGAAGGCUGGCUACCCGAUUGCCGCAUGAGCCUAUGCAAGGGCUUCACGCAAGGAGGCUCGAAUGCGGAUAUCGUACUUGCGGAUGCUUACCUGAAGAAUAUCACCGCUGGCAUUGACUGGAACCUGGCCUACGAGGCCGUGAUCAAAGACGCAGAAGUCGAGCCACCAAACUGGGAUGUUGAAGGUAGAGCGCUUGGCUACAUACCCACCGACAACAUCGACGUGGAAGGCGUCGGCACAGAAACACGCUCUAUCUCGCGUACCGUCGAGUAUGCGUACAACGACUUUGUCAUUGCGCUGCUCGCCCGUGAGCUUGGCCACACAGCCGACUACCACAAGUACCUGGGGCGCUCAGCGAACUGGAAAAACAUGUUUAAAGCAGACCAACGCAGCAGCUUCAACGGCGUCGACACGGGCUUCGAAGGCUUCCUGCAGCCGCGGUACCAGAACGGAACCUGGGGCCACCAAGACCCCAUUUACUGCUCGCCGCUUCUCAACUUCACGGCCUGCUAUUUGAAUCCGCAGGGCGGAGAAACGUACGAAGGACCCGUGUGGCUAUACACGUUCUUCGCACCGGGCGACAUGGCGUCGCUCAUCGCCACGCUCGGCGGCCACGACCGCUUCGUCGAGCGCCUAAAUUGGCUGCACGAAUCCGGCAUCCUGUACGUCGGCGACGAGCAAUCCUUCCUGAACCUGUAUCUGUACCACUACGCAGGACGCCCCGCGCUGUCGUCCAAACGCGCGCACCAAUACAUUCCCUCGCUGUUCAACGACACGCUAGUCGGGAUCCCGGGUAACGACGACAGCGGCGCCAUGGGCUCCUUCCAGGCGCUCACCAUGAUGGGAUUCUUCCCCAACCCAGGUCAGGACGUAUACUUUAUCAUCCCCCCGUUCUUCGCAUCCAUCUCCAUCAAGAACGCGCAGACGGGCAACACGGCGACAAUCAAAAACCUCAAUUUCGAUACUGCGUACAAGAAUAUUUACAUCCAGUCUGCUACGCUGGAUGGGAAGCCUUAUACUAGGAAUUGGCUCCAGCAUAGCUUUUUCAUGGACGGCGGCGUCUUGGAAUUGACGCUCGGCCCAGAGGAAAGUAGUUGGGGCACCGGAAGUGAGGACGUCCCCCCGAGCUUGGGGCCUGCGGGGAAUGCCACGGCGCAGAUGGGGAAUAACAUGCGCCGCGAGUGGGAGGAUGUGGAGCUACAAGUACGUAUGGAUGAGGCUAUUUAA
Molecule: messenger RNA, 2445 nt
Organism: Exserohilum turcica Et28A
Lineage: Eukaryota; Fungi; Ascomycota; Dothideomycetes; Pleosporales; Pleosporaceae
Product: glycoside hydrolase family 92 protein
Exons: 4
Coding region: 1-2445 (814 amino acids)
Biological process (GO): carbohydrate metabolic process; protein deglycosylation; glycoprotein catabolic process
Cellular component (GO): cytosol; nucleus
Molecular function (GO): carbohydrate binding; peptide-N4-(N-acetyl-beta-glucosaminyl)asparagine amidase activity
Source: RefSeq, a predicted model, not a curated record